Macadamia integrifolia is the source of this 1143-nucleotide messenger RNA. RefSeq names its product NEDD8-specific protease 1. The coding region runs from base 176 to 859 and encodes 227 amino acids. The record is from RefSeq and is a predicted model, not a curated record. Lineage: Eukaryota; Viridiplantae; Streptophyta; Magnoliopsida; Proteales; Proteaceae. The transcript is spliced from 2 exons. Gene Ontology annotation, biological process: proteolysis. Gene Ontology annotation, molecular function: deNEDDylase activity; cysteine-type peptidase activity.
UGCUUUGAAAAUCACCAGAUAUUUCCUUCUGAUCGUCCUUCCACUCUCAUUCCCCACUCUCUGAGAUUCUCAAGCCCUAGGCCAAAACGUUUUCAGUUCCCUCCAUUGGCAACUCAAAGGCUAGUGGGGAAGAAGACGAAGAUUAAAUUAAAGGUUCUUGAAACUGAUUUGUCAGAUGGGUUCACUGAAAGACAAUGAGAAGAUCCUUAACUACAAUGAUGUUAUAUUGAGGAGAUUGGAUUUAGAUAUUCUAAGGGGCCCAUAUUUCCUCAAUGACCGCAUUAUAGAGUUUUAUUUCAGCUAUCUCACUUCUUGCUAUCCCUCAAAAGACAUCCUUCUUGUUCCACCUUCAAUCUCCUUUUGGCUUACAAAUUGUCCAGACCCAGAGAGCCUUAAAGAUUUCACUGAACCUCUCAAGCUUCCUGAUAAGAAGCUCAUUAUAUUUGUUGUCAACAAUAAUGAUGAUGUGACCAUGGCUGAAGGUGGUACUCAUUGGACCCUGCUUGCAUAUGAGAGAUCUAUGAACGCUUUUGUGCACCAUGAUAGCAUGGCCGGAUCCAAUAGCUUACAUGCCAAGAGGCUACGGAAAUCUUUGCUUGGGGUUUUAGGUUCCUCUUGUUCAGAUUCUUGUCACUAUUUGGAAUACACUGAUACACCACAACAAAGGAAUGGUUAUGAUUGUGGUUUGUAUGUUUUAUCCAUUGCAAAAGUGAUAUGCCAUUGGCAUGGAAGUGUUGGGUCCAAAGAUAGGGAUGCACUGUGGUUUUCUACUUUGAAAGAGCAGGUGGUUCCAUCAGCAGUGGCCAAGAUGCGGAGUGAGAUUUUGAGCCUCAUUAGAGAUCUGAUGUUGAAGAACUGAAGAAGUCUGGUGACUUUAGGGAGUAGUGAAAAUAGUAUGCGUAGUGUGUCCAUAGCAUGGAACAUUUACUGGUUUGGAGGAGAAUUCUUUAUAGAAUACAUGUUCUACCUUGUAUGUGUAUGAUUGUAACACUUCAAAGUUCACUGGGUUUGAUUUAACUCCUAACAAUCUCUUCUUGUAUUCAAAUAUAACAAGUAUUUCUACAGCCUUUCUUUGGACGAUGUAACCCUAAACAUUUACAGAAGACUACCCAAAGCUCAUGAUGGAAGUUUCAAUUUGGAGCA